Cercospora beticola is the source of this 879-nucleotide messenger RNA. RefSeq names its product SDR family NAD(P)-dependent oxidoreductase. The record is from RefSeq and is a predicted model, not a curated record. NCBI's taxonomy places the organism in Eukaryota, Fungi, Ascomycota, Dothideomycetes, Mycosphaerellales, Mycosphaerellaceae. Gene Ontology annotation, molecular function: oxidoreductase activity.
AUGUCAGACAACACAAAAUCCGAAGAACCCUCCGCGGCUCCUCCGCGGAGAAUCGGCUAUGCUAUCGCCCAAGAACUCGUAACCCGAGGAGUCCGGCGUCUAAUCCUCGUCGCCCAAACCGAAGACAAACUCCAAGAAGCCGCCAAAACCAUCCAAGCCACCACCCAAAACCUUGAGAUCAAAAUCAUCACCAUCAACUUAGGAGAACAAGGAGCCCCCGCAAAAAUCUACAAACAGAUCAAGGAAGAAUUCAACUGGAAAGUCGAUUUACUUGUCAACAAUGCCGGUUUUGGAAGGAAAUUCGUCUUUGCUGAGGAUCCGGAGACGGAUACCUCCCUCAAGACCGUCGACCUCAUGGUCCGCGCAAUCGUAGACAUGAUGCUGCAAUUCCUCCCGGACAUGGUCUCUCGAAAAUCCGGCGGAAUUCUCAACAUCGGAUCAACAGGCGGCUUCCAGCCUGUGCCCUACACAGCCGCCUACGCAGCAAGUAAAGCAUUCGUGCAUACCUUCUCACAAGCAAUCCGACAAGAGAAUAUCGAUAAGGGAGUGAGAGUUGCGUGUGUGAUUCCUGGUGUGACAGAGACGAAUUUAGAUGGGCAGGGGCAUGGUGAGAAGAGAGGGAUAAUUGAGAAAGUGGGUGUUGAUCAGCCGCAGGAUGUGGCGAAGGUUGCGGUGGAUACUUUGGAGGAUAAUGCUGCGGCGAGGAUUGUAGGGUGGAAUAAUAAGGCUUUUCAUUCGGUGUUUAAUUUGGAGGAUAAUGCUGCGGCGAGGAUUGUAGGGUGGAAUAAUAAGGCUUUUCAUUCGGUGUUUAAUUUGCUUCCGGAUUCGGUGAUUGCGAGUCUGGUGGCGAGGUCGAGGGGUGCGCCGGGAGAGGAGUAA